This is a messenger RNA of Sphaeramia orbicularis (orbiculate cardinalfish), 1387 nucleotides long. It is a transcript of the gene zfand2a, whose product is annotated as zinc finger, AN1-type domain 2A. The coding region runs from base 230 to 1057 and encodes 275 amino acids. The transcript has 10 exons. Gene Ontology annotation, molecular function: zinc ion binding. Lineage: Eukaryota; Metazoa; Chordata; Actinopteri; Kurtiformes; Apogonidae. Gene Ontology annotation, biological process: proteasome-mediated ubiquitin-dependent protein catabolic process; protein targeting to ER. Gene Ontology annotation, cellular component: cytoplasm; endoplasmic reticulum. The record is from RefSeq and is a predicted model, not a curated record.
AUCAAAACUUGAUGCAAACAGACGGCUGCUCAGUCAGCGGCUAACAGCUAACAGACAGUGUUUCUCAGGGACCAGUGGUUACACUACAGCUACAAACACACGGAAAACUACCCUGUUCGUUUGGAGACAACAUUGUUGCCUUGUGCUUUAAGGCGACAUCGACGACAAAACGCGAUCUGGUUGCGGAUUUUUUUUUCAGCACAGUCAGCUCCAGGGCCAUUUUUCUGCAAUGGAGUUUCCAGAUUUAGGGGAGCACUGCUCUGAGAAAUCCUGCAAGCGUUUAGAUUUCCUUCCAAUGAGAUGUGAUGCCUGUCAAGAGAUUUUCUGCAAGGACCACAUAACCUAUGCAAAUCACAAAUGUACUUCAUCCUACAAAAAGGAUGUGCAGGUUCCUGUUUGUCCUUUGUGCAACACACCCAUACCCAUCAAAAGAGGAGAGAUGCCCGACAUUAAAGUCGGUGAACAUAUUGAUCGAGAUUGCAAAUCGGACCCAGCACAAAGAAAGAGAAAGAUUUUCACAAAUAAAUGUUCGAGAGGAGGCUGUAAACAGAAGGAAAUGAUACGAGUGACUUGUGACCAGUGUCAUUUAAAUUACUGUCUUAAACAUCGGCAUCCACUAGAUCAUGACUGUAAGACAGAUGGGAAACCUCUGUCAAAAUCUGGACAUGCUGCUGUAAUGAGGAAUCAAGGUGCUUCCUCCACCUCUGCCUCCAGUUCUAGUUCAUCUAGUUCAGGGAACACUAGACCUGUGUCUAAUGGUGUUAGUGCAAGUAAUAGAAACAUCAACAGUGGCACAACCCAGCGAAUCCCUACUUCCGUUUCAGCACAGAAUGUAAUACCACCAUCAGCGUCUUUUCAAGCCGGCAUGACAGAGGAACAGGCUUUACAAAGGGCCCUGGAGAUGUCUCUGGCGGAGGCGAGACAGCCAGUUCAACCAACUCUUAGCCCUCAGGAGCAGGAGGAUCUGGCUCUCGCUCAGGCUCUCGCUGCCAGUGAAGAAGAAUACCGGCGUCAGCAGCAGAGACAACAGGUAUCCGGAAAGCUUAGCCGUCAGUAGCAUACAUACAGGAACACGUGGGAGAGAGUCCAAACAGUCCAACUGCAGCCUUUCCUAAUCUGGGACCUUCAUUUAGACUCCAAGCUGUGCUAAUAAAAUACUAGAAACUGCACGUCUGGGAUAUCACGAUCCAGCAUCAAUGAUUGUUUAACCAAGGAAAUGAAGUUGCUGAGAUAUUACCGCCUUCUACAAUAUAAGCACAUACUUUCCCAGCAGGUUCUGUCAUUUUUACAAAUGAUUUGCUCUGUACAUAUUUUAUAUGCUGAUUAUGAAACCAUUCUAUUACCAUAUAUGAAUAUUGAAUAAAUUAUUUCAAAGAUGCACGCUGAA